Sphenostylis stenocarpa is the source of this 228-nucleotide messenger RNA. The record is from the annotation of a GenBank genome assembly. Lineage: Eukaryota; Viridiplantae; Streptophyta; Magnoliopsida; Fabales; Fabaceae.
AUGAAGAUUUACAAGCUCUUCGAACGUGAGUUUGAACCCGUAGAUUCAGGGUUGGCUUUGAGUAACAAUUAUUUAACUCCUGAGAUAUUGCAAAUACAGUUACCUGUUUUAAAUAUUUUGAUCCAACUGCUUAGUAUGGAAGCUGUGGGGAACAUUCAUUUCCCAGUUACAGAAACCAGUGCACAUGAUGUCAAUGCUACAAAAUCAUUCCAAAGUUAUAGGAACUGA